Molecule: messenger RNA, 5178 nt
Organism: Anastrepha obliqua
Lineage: Eukaryota; Metazoa; Arthropoda; Insecta; Diptera; Tephritidae
Gene: cyst
Product: rho guanine nucleotide exchange factor 18
Exons: 2
Coding region: 302-4477 (1391 amino acids)
Biological process (GO): regulation of Rho protein signal transduction
Molecular function (GO): guanyl-nucleotide exchange factor activity
Source: RefSeq, a predicted model, not a curated record
AGAAAAUUAAAGAGUAUUGGUUUGUGUGUUUGUUUCUGUGGAGGAAAAAAUUUCUUCAUUAGAUAAAAUUAAAAACAAGGCGAAUUCAUUCAGGAAAAGGGAGAUUUGUGAAUGCAGAAUAUAAAAAGUUGGUUUUAUAUUUGUCAAACUGAUAGUGUGGCUUAUUUUCGAAAUAUUAGUGAUUCGUCUUUUUGCCCCAUUUAGUGUACAUAUUACAACGAAUGAUUUGUAAAUUUAUUCUGUGUAAUAUUGUGGUAUGCCUUUCCAAGGUAUAGAAGAAAAAUAAGGGCUGAACCCUAAUAUGGCAACGAAUGACAAUGAUAUUGAAAAUGAUGUGGUUACAGAUUUCAUAAAUUCCAAUAUCUCUUUAAAUACUGAUCUCAUAAAUUCUAUGAAUGAAUUAAAUUUGCAAAGUCACUUACAAAAUACCAACAAGGGUCUUUUAACAAGUCAACAGCGUCCCUAUUGUGAAAGCCAAAAUUAUUGCAUUCCUAUUAUUAACACUCCACCAGUUCUCUCAGCUAAUAUCACCACCAACAAUAACAUGAUUCCUACAAUAAAUGUAACGCCUCAUAGUCCGGCCUCAGUAACCAAAUAUAACAACAUUUUCGAAGACACGCUUAAUCAAUUGCAAAAUAUACGUGAGACUGUGGUUCAAAUGAAAAAUUGCAGUGCUCACAUGCACGAUGGCUUUAACAGCUUUGGACCUAUUCAUGCUGCUAUUUUAAGCGCCUCUUUACCAGAUCUUAACGCUGUAAAUACUAGCGUUAAUGGAACACAUACCGCCUGUCAUUAUGUUAGAUGGAUGCCGCAGCAACAGCAAUACGUUCCUAUGAAUGAACGUCGUAGAUCCUGGACUACCAUUGACGAUCUGAAUAUAACAAAUAAAAGCAUCAGUCUAUCCAGCUUAGACAGUGAAGAGCCUGAGACGAUUUGUGCUACAGAUCAGCGCCGACGAUCCGCUAGAAAUAGCACUGGAGGCAUAUCAACACAUUCGCUAAAUGAGGCAGAGUUGGCUCGCGAUUUUCAGCGUAUUGCAGCAAAGCGUAAUCUCGCAACAGAAGUUCGUAUUCCAUUGCAAAAAAGCAUAUCUACUUCAUCGAUUGUUGCUAAGGAGGAGAUAAAAGCACGCCAUCUCUAUGACAGUGAGGAUGAAAAUCAAAGUCUUUUGCGUGCUCAUGUAAAAAUUGAGGCGUACGAAAAUGUCGAGAAACGCCGUAAGCGCGGAUCUCUCUUUUUUCGCAAAAAAAAAGAUAAGGGCAAGGUGAAGUCAGGAGCGCAAACUGGAACGUGCGAUGCAUGUGGUAGUAACAUAUCAAUCUUAAAUAUUAAGGAACAUCAAAUGGAAUGCAAAGGAAAAAAAUCAGGUGCUAGUAGUGGUCAAAAAAUGAUAUUAGUCGGCGUAAAAAAGGGUUCCGAUAAAGCGGAAAUCGGUCAAGAUUAUUACGAUGGAGUUGAUCAAGCCGGAAAUCUAAACGAUGAUAGUCCCUUAAUCCGUUCAGAAUUUCUUAACGACCCUCCCAUUGAAGUACAAGAUCUCGGUGCCGAUCCUAUACUGGGAAUUGCAGCUGAGGAGCAUGACUCAUGGUCGCCAAGCGUACCAAAAGAAGUAUUGAAGUCGCUCAAGGAAAAACAGAUUAAAAGACAGGAGCAUAUUUAUGAGUUUAUCAUGACUGAAAAGCAUCAUUGUCAGACCCUGCUUGUUAUGCAAAAGGUUUUCGUUGAAAGCUUAGAACGCCACUUCCCCUCAUUAAAUAUUAAUUAUAUGUUUCCCCGUUUAUCCGAAUUAACCGAGUUACAUAUAAGUUUUCUGAAAAAACUGCGUCAAAAGCAAAGGGAGCAAUAUGUCGUUGACAGUAUUGCUGAUAUAUUGCUAAAUUUUUUUUCUCUGGAAAAAGCGCAGCAUCUGAGAUUGGCAUAUGGUGAAUUUUGUGCUAACCACCGGACAGCACUAGAACAUUUCAAGGCGUGCAUGACCAGCCGUGACCAAACGUUUGCUGAGUGGUAUAAACAUUGCUUAUCCAACCCACUGCUAAAAAAGAAAGGAAUACCAGAGUGUAUACUCUUUGUUACACAGCGCCUUACCAAGUAUCCUUUGCUAAUUGAGCCACUUCUUAAAAGUGCUCGGGAGGAUAAGUUGGAAACAGAUAAGUUGCAGCAUGCGCUUAAUCUUGUAAAGGCCUUACUUAUAGACGUUGACGCAUGCGUUGCAGAGAAAGAGUUACAAGAAAGGCAACUUGACAUUUUCAAUCGCGUCGACCCGAAAUCAUUCACUAUUUAUAAAAAUAAGCCCUUCCGCAAAUCAGACAUCGGUGUUGAAUCACGUCGCCGACUGAAAUUUGAAGGGCUUGCUACUUUAAUGCAAGGACGUUCUAAAAUGCAGUUGGUAUUAGUUGUUGUACUUACCGAUUGUCUAUGCUUUCUUUGUGAAAACUCAGCUCAUAACAAGUACACAUUCUUUACACCAGAACAUAAGGCAGGCGUAGUGCCAUUACAAAAGUUACUGAUACGUGAGAAAGCGGGAACUGAAGCACGAGGCAUCUAUAUAAUUUCAUCAAACCCAUCUUUUCCAGAAAUGUACGAAUUAAAGGUGCAGCAACCGAAGGAUAAAAAUACCUGGAUACAGUCAAUACGGCAGGCUGUGCUGGAAUGUCCAUCCUCGGAUGUAAUUGAAACUGAAGAUCUUACAGCCGAGGAAAAGCUGCGUAUUGGAGUCAGCAAACGUGACCUUAUUGAUAAGAUAAGACAGAAAGAUAUUGAUCAUGCAAUUUUACUCGAGGAUAAGAUUUUUCUCCAAUUAAAUUUGCUUAAAGAACAAAAGCAUUUUUCUGAAGUGAAUGUUUCAUGUGGACCGAAUAACAGCAGUUUUAGCGGCAGUGGUGCUUAUGUUAAUGGAAGUACUGCUAAUGCAUCAAAUUUUCUUGCUACUUUUGGUUCGUACAAAGAUUUGGUUGGUGUGGACUGCAAUACAGUAGAAUUGUGGAAAUUUGUGUUGAACAUGGUGCAAAGCAUUAGUCAGUUGGCCGCUAUGGUAUACACGGCAUCUACUGGUUUACCGGUAUCGCGUUCUGUAAGUUCGGUUGGUGAAAAACAAAGUGAAAAUUAUGCGUCACCUACGUUACCUAAACGGGCUGAAACUUUUGCUGGUUUUGAUGAAAAACGUGGAAAAAAUAACUUUUCAUGUCGCGAUGCUUCAAAAAUGUCAGCACUGCAAACACUAACACCGCGGCUUCAAGAACUUGAAGAGAAACUUGAUUCAAAAACUACUGGUUCAUCAGUGGUCGCUUUGAAGUUACAAACCGCAGCUAGUGAAACGCAAUCUACGAGCGGACAUACAGCGACACUUGGAAGUGAAGAAAUUGCUAUCAAGGACCAUAAUUAUGCCGCAUUACAAAUAUCACAUCACCUUCAUACCCUGCUUUGUAUAGUAUCACAGCAAAUGACGACCAUACACAGCUUGCAACUGCAGUUGGCAUUGUAUCGGGAGAGUCCGCGCGGCGCUUACACUCAUAAUGAUCAACUAGAAGAACUACGAAAUUUGCAAGACAAAUUACAAGAAGAAAAGACUGCGUGGCUUCGCCAGAAAGAGCAACAAGAGCUAGAAUUAAAUGAAAAACAUUCGCAGCAAAUAAAACUUCAAGAACAAAUCAAAGCCGAACAGGAGGAUAUCAAACAACAGAGAGAACAACUUUAUCGUAAAAUGGAGUUACUUUCAAAUCAGGGAUUGCUACUAUCGCCAAACACUCCGUUGUUGAUUAAUAGCCCAUCUUUGCCUGUUGCUCCCUCUUCUACUGAUGAUACACACGACAGUCAUGACAGUACACACUUACAAAGCGAUUCAUCAACGCCAACUGCAUUACCACAGAGCACUGUUGAUCGACGGAAAGACAAAUGGCGGACAGCUUCGACAAUCUCUAAAACUCCGCCUGUUAAUUUACUUAGCGCUAAUAAUGCGCCAAAAAUAAACCACACUGGCAUUAAACAGAAAAUUCCAAUGAAAUUGUCUUCCCUCUCGUCAAGCACAUCUUUAGGUUCUUCUGGCAGCAGUAAAAUAGACAAAUCAGCCAGCUUCAAUGCGAGCGCCUCACAACAAAUGAGUUGCACUCAAAUGCUGCCACUCAAGUUGGCAGAUAAACGUUCGUCUACAUCAAAUUUUAGUACAUCACAAAAUGCGCACCAAAUCGUUCCCCAACACGCACGCACUGGCAGUUCGCCUGCAAUUAUUCAACAUCCCAAUACAAGAACAGCAACCUCACCACCACCAUCUACUGUGAGCGUAAACCGUACUGAUUCCACGUCUACACUCACUUUUGGCCAGCGACAAACCAACACAAGUACAACACCAAUAUCCUCGCGUAUUCCACAAACAUUGUCGACGUUGGAGAAUAGCGGUGGCUCGUCAGUUGGUACAAAUCCAUUUAACCUGCAUAAGAAAAAUAAUAACACAAAACCGGAUGAAGAAGAAAUUUACUUCUGACGCCCAUUUUCGCCAGAAAUUGAAAUUUAAGUGUAAGCUGAAAAUACAUUCCACUAUAUGUCUAAGCUCAAAAACGAAAUCUUACUAGCGUUUAAGCUAAAUAAUCUAUUGUAUGUGCUUAGUAGCAAAGUUGACAAAAUACAUGUUCACCAACGCAUUACAUGUAUCCCUACUUAACAUAUGUAUGUGCAUAUGUAUAUUGUAAAAAUCGGUACGAUUAUGUACAUAUAUUAGAAUUCACGUACUUGAAAUGUGAUGUUUGAAGAUUUCGGUUAGCUUGCAGUAAUAAAAGCAAAAUUAUUUAACUUAAAACCAUAUAAAAUUCCUUUCACGAAUUUCUGCAUUAUUGUUAUUAAUUACUAAGUCACAUUAUGUUUUUUUUUUUCGUUUUUUCGUAUUAUAACUAAUACAUAAUAAAUUGUAUAUACAGGGUGAUCCGAAUAUAGGUAUCUUUUUUGAGCUACAUUGUUUUGACAGUGACACCUUCUUAUCUCCAAAAUCUUCCGUCAGCCAGUAUCAUACCUGUGCGUAACGAGAAUGAAUGUCCUUACGCUUGAAUAACGUUAUGAAAAAUUGCAAACUCAGUUUCAAAGUAAAUGCUGUGUUGCCCACAUCGCGCACUUAUUGAAAAGAAGCUGUGGGCGAUGGACACUGUGAUUUGACGGCUAUGUUAGUAAAUACAAUUGGUGCAGAGAAAAAUG